UCUCUUCUCUCAACUUUUGCUUACUCUUUCUUGACAAACUUCGGUUUCAUUUAAUUUUCAAAUGGCCACGAUUCAUAACAUAUGCACAAGAAUGUCUACGGAUCGUAUGCUCUCUUCGUCCAGGACUUUGAGCGAUGUCUCGUUAUUUGAUUCUAGAAUGAGGAGGAGAUGUUCUCUUCAGAAGCAGAGCUUCUCCGUUAGAUCGACGAGGAUCACUCAGGACAAUCAACAGCAAAAUAUUUCUUCCUCUCAUAACGGUCAUUUAACUCCGGAAAAGUUGACAUCUCAUUUUGAGCUUCCGAAUGGUGAGCGCACCCUGGGAGAGACAGUUUUAAGUCCAAAUGCUCAAAGAAAAACAAAGAUAGUAUGUACAAUUGGGCCUUCCACAAGCUCACGUGAAAUGAUAUGGAAACUGGCAGAAGCAGGAAUGAAUGUGGCACGCUUAAAUAUGUCACAUGGAGACCAUGCAUCACACCAGAAAACUAUUGAUCUCGUUAAAGAAUACAAUUCUCAAUUUGAAGAUAAGGUUAUAGCCAUAAUGCUGGACACCAAGGGUCCUGAGGUUAGAAGUGGAGAUGUGCCUCAACCAAUCAUAUUGAAAGAGGGCCAGGAAUUUAAUUUCACUAUCAAAAGAGGCGUCAGCACGGAAGAUACUGUUAGUGUGAACUAUGACGACUUUGUGAAUGAUGUAGAGGUUGGAGACAUACUACUUGUAGAUGGUGGAAUGAUGUCAUUAGCUGUGAAGUCAAAGACACAGGAUACAGUUAAAUGCGAGGUGGUUGAUGGUGGUGAACUAAAAUCAAGACGUCACUUGAAUGUCCGUGGAAAAAGUGCAACUCUGCCUUCAAUAACAGACAAAGAUUGGGAGGAUAUCAAGUUUGGGGUGGACAACCAAGUUGAUUUCUAUGCCGUCUCAUUUGUGAAGGAUGCUAAAGUGGUCCAUGAGUUAAAAGAUUAUCUCAAAGGUUGCAAUGCGGAUAUUCACGUGAUUGUAAAAAUUGAAAGUGCCGACUCUAUACCAAACCUUCAUUCAAUAUUAUCAGCAUCUGAUGGGGCAAUGGUUGCUCGUGGAGACCUUGGAGCUGAACUUCCAAUUGAGGAUGUCCCAUUAUUGCAGGAAGAUAUCAUUAGAAGGUGCCGCAGUAUGCAGAAACCAGUGAUCGUAGCAACAAACAUGCUGGAAAGCAUGAUUAAUCAUCCUACACCAACAAGGGCGGAAGUUUCUGACAUAGCAAUUGCAGUAAGAGAGGGUGCUGAUGCAGUCAUGCUUUCUGGUGAAACUGCCCAUGGAAAGUAUCCAUUGAAAGCUGUUAAAGUUAUGCAUACUGUGGCAUUGCGAACUGAGUCAAGUCUACCAAUUAGUAUUAGUCCUCCAACCGAGUCAAGUGCAUAUAAGAGCAAUAUGGGUGAAAUGUUUGCUUUGCAUGCAACAACUAUGGCUAACACUCUCAAUACGCCUAUCAUGGUCUUCACAAGAACAGGAUCCAUGGCUACUCGUUUAAGUCAUUAUCGGCCUUCCUCUACAAUAUUUGCCUUCACAAAUGAAGAAAGAAUUAAGCAGAGGUUGGCACUUUAUCAAGGUGUCAUGCCCAUAUAUAUGAAGUUUUCAGAUGACGCAGAGGAGACCUUCUCCCAAGCUAUCAAGCUAUUAAAGGAUAAGGAUCUACUGGAGGAGGGACGGCGCAUUACUCUUGUCCAAAGUGGAGCUCAGCCAAUAUGGCGUCGAGAAUCUACUCAUCAUAUUCAAGUUCGUAAGGUUCAAGGCUGAUUUUAUUUCAAAGUUAUACUGGUUAACUGAAAUAUUAAUUAAAAGUCUUGAAGUUUCUUGUUAUAAGUGUGAAGUAUUACAGUUCUCUAAAGAUUUUGUGAACCAUAAACACUAAUUACUUGUUGGAAAUUCUUUUGUGAAAGAAAUAUAAAACUGAUAGGAUUAUGUCGCAGAGGCAUGCCACAACAUUAUCAGUUAUAUCUUUGUGUACGUUCAUCAACGUGAAAUUCACUAAUUUAUGAGGAUCAUCAAACUUCUCUGCCAA
Molecule: messenger RNA, 2033 nt
Organism: Pistacia vera
Lineage: Eukaryota; Viridiplantae; Streptophyta; Magnoliopsida; Sapindales; Anacardiaceae
Product: pyruvate kinase isozyme G, chloroplastic
Exons: 12
Coding region: 62-1768 (568 amino acids)
Biological process (GO): glycolytic process
Cellular component (GO): chloroplast stroma; cytoplasm
Molecular function (GO): magnesium ion binding; pyruvate kinase activity; potassium ion binding
Source: RefSeq, a predicted model, not a curated record